AUGAGCUCAAACAAGAACGCUCGCUACAAUCGUUUUUCCAGUGGCACAACAAAUAUCACUACUUCCGAAAACACUAACGGGACAAGAAUGGAAACAACUUUUGGUCCAGCCUACUCUGCUGUGACAACCAUCACAAAGGCUGACGGGACCAAUACUUUUAAACAGCAUCGUCGGACCCCAUCCUCCUCCAGCACACUCACCUACUCCCCACGAGAUGAGGACGAUGGCAUGGUAGGUGUUGCCAGGAGCCCCCCUGCUGACUCGCUUAGGAGGACUGAACUUGCAGUCUCUGUGCAUAGGGUNCACUCUGAGUCCAACAUGUCCUUGCGCUCGACGUUCUCACUCCAUGAGGAAGAGGAGGAGCCAGAGCCACUGGUGUUUGCUGAACAACCGUCCGUGAAGCUGUGCUGCCAACUGUGCUGUAGUGUGUUUAAGGAUCCAGUCAUCACAACCUGUGGGCACACAUUUUGUAGAAGAUGUGCCUUAACAUCUGAGAAGUGCCCCGUGGACAACGCCAAACUGACCGUAGUGGUUAACAACAUUGCGGUGGCUGAGCAGAUCGGGGAGCUCUUCAUUCACUGCAAGUAUGGCUGCCGGCCUGCAGCCAGCAGCAAACCCGCUGCCUUCGAGGUGGACCCCCGUGGAUGUCCGUUUACAAUUAAACUGAGUGCCAGGAAAGAUCAUGAAAGCAGCUGUGAUUACAGGCCGGUUCGCUGCCCCAAUAAUCCCAGCUGCCCACCUCUCCUGAAAAUGAACCUGGAGGCACAUCUGAAAGAGUGCGAGCACAUAAAAUGUCCCCACUCCAAAUACGGGUGUACGUUCAUAGGAAAUCAAGACACUUAUGAGACCCACUUGGAGACGUGCAAGUUCGAGGGUCUGAAGGAGUUCCUGCAGCAGACAGAUGAUCGCUUCCAUGAGAUGCAGGUGGCAAUGGCCCAGAAGGACCAGGAAAUUGCCUUCCUGCGCUCCAUGCUGGGGAAGCUCUCAGAGAAAAUCGACCAGCUGGAGAAGAACUUGGAGCUUAAGUUUGAUGUGCUGGACGAGAACCAGAGCAAGCUGAGCGAGGAUCUGAUGGAAUUCCGCAGGGAUGCAUCCAUGCUGAACGAUGAGCUCUCCCACAUUAAUGCUCGGCUCAACAUGGGCAUCCUUGGAUCCUAUGAUCCUCAGCAGAUCUUCAAGUGCAAGGGGACCUUUGUGGGACACCAGGGCCCUGUCUGGUGUUUGUGCGUUUAUUCCAUAGGAGACUUGCUCUUCAGCGGCUCUUCAGACAAAACCAUUAAGGUGUGGGAUACCUGUACCACAUACAAGUGCCAAAAGACCUUGGAGGGUCACGAUGGAAUUGUACUGGCUCUCUGCAUCCAGGGGAACAAGCUGUACAGUGGCUCUGCUGACUGCACCAUUAUUGUCUGGGAUAUUCAAAACCUGCAGAAAGUGAACACGAUCCGAGCACAUGACAAUCCUGUUUGCACUUUGGUCUCCUCGCACAACAUGCUGUUCAGCGGCUCUCUCAAAGCCAUCAAGGUCUGGGAUAUUGUAGGUACCGAGCUCAAACUGAAGAAGGAGCUGACAGGUCUCAAUCACUGGGUGCGAGCGCUGGUGGCUUCUCAAAACUAUCUCUACAGCGGAUCUUACCAAACAAUCAAGAUUUGGGACAUCCGCAACUUGGAGUGUGUCCACGUGCUGCAGACGUCAGGAGGCAGCGUCUACUCCAUCGCUGUGACAAACCACCACAUUGUGUGUGGCACCUAUGAGAACCUCAUCCAUGUCUGGGAUAUAGAGACAAAGGAACAAGUCCGCACGCUGACCGGGCAUGUGGGUACUGUUUACGCCCUUGCUGUCAUCUCCACACCGGAUCAAACCAAAGUCUUCAGUGCAUCAUAUGAUCGGUCACUCAGGGUGUGGAGCAUGGACAACAUGAUCUGUACUCAGACGCUGCUGCGACACCAGGGUAGCGUCACUGCCCUUGCAGUCUCCAGGGGCCGCCUCUUCUCCGGCGCCGUGGACAGCACUGUAAAGGUCUGGACGUGCUAGCGAGAGCGCCACACUAGUCCUGCACACUGAAAGACCAAAAACUCCUUCCCUCCGUCGGCCUGCUGGGUGACUAACACCACUAUGAAAUAACUGCUGCAGCUCCUCUCCGCACCGACCACUGCCUGCUGCUGCCCAUCGGCCGGUUCCCCCACCCACAAGGACCCCGGCCGGCAGCUCUCAGGAUGGGUCUGGUUCAUGGAUGCUCCAGAUGUUCCCUCAGAUCUGCCAUAUACGAUUGGAAAUGCAGAAGAUGUUGUUGUGGUGCCAGCGCCUUCCGCACUGCAGACCCUUGGCCAGUGAUGGGACUGAAUGGUUCAGCUUGUCAUGGGAGCCGGCCUGGCCGGGGCGGUGACGCUGGGAGGCCGGUCCCUUUGUAAAUGGUAGAACUGAGCAUUAGGCCUUGCCCUGGGUUGGGACUCCAACCCCUUUCUGUCUCUAGUAUUUAAUUUUACUGCCAAGAUGUCAGGCUGAUCCAUCUGGGAAGAGGUGUUUUCUUGAGUAGCCAGGUACGAUUUUUAUGCCACAGCUAGUUCUCAAAUCAAGUAACACAAACCCAUUGUUCACCACCCUGUAAUAAUGGUCUCCACAUUAAAGAGAAAAAGCCUCUGUUGCAUUUUUACUCACAUUUUCUACUGUUUUUAAGAUUGUAAUAUAGAUUUGAUUAUUUCUUCAUUGACAAUAAAAGCCAAAAGAGUU
Messenger RNA from Charadrius vociferus (killdeer), 2727 nucleotides. RefSeq names its product TNF receptor-associated factor 7, E3 ubiquitin protein ligase (gene TRAF7). Gene Ontology annotation, cellular component: nucleolus. Bases 1 to 2031 code for a protein of 676 amino acids. The transcript has 22 exons. The record is from RefSeq and is a predicted model, not a curated record. Gene Ontology annotation, biological process: Notch signaling pathway; ribosomal large subunit assembly. Lineage: Eukaryota; Metazoa; Chordata; Aves; Charadriiformes; Charadriidae. Gene Ontology annotation, molecular function: zinc ion binding; protein binding.